Lolium perenne is the source of this 2981-nucleotide messenger RNA. RefSeq names its product protein decapping 5. Gene Ontology annotation, molecular function: mRNA binding. Gene Ontology annotation, biological process: P-body assembly; cytoplasmic stress granule assembly. Gene Ontology annotation, cellular component: P-body. Lineage: Eukaryota; Viridiplantae; Streptophyta; Magnoliopsida; Poales; Poaceae. The record is from RefSeq and is a predicted model, not a curated record.
AGGGGGGAAUAAACCAGGAAACAAUAACGUGGAAAAAAGAAUAGCGAGCCAGCUCGAGGCGGGGGAUCGGAACCCUAGGCGAGGCCGGCGGCGAUGGCGGCAGCGGCGGAGACGUACAUCGGGAGCGUCAUAAGCCUCACGUCCAAGAGCGAGAUCCGGUACGAGGGCGUCCUCUACACCAUCAACACCGAGGAGUCCAGCAUCGGGCUCAGGAACGUUCGUUCAUUUGGAAGCGAAGGCCGUAAGAAGGAUGGCCAACAGAUUCCUGCUAGCGACAAGAUAUAUGAGUAUAUACUCUUUCGAGGAAGUGAUAUAAAGGAUUUACAAGUCAAAUCCUCUCCACCAGCUCAGCCUGCUUCAUUACACAAUGAUCCAGCUAUUAUUCAGUCACAUUAUCCUCGUCCUACAUCAGUAUCUACAAGCUUGCCUCCUGCUGCAAGCACAACGGCAGCUGACCAGGCGGCACAAAAUGGUCAGUCAGGAAUUCAGAUGUCACCUCCAUUUCAAGGGAGUUUGCCUCCUACCUCACAGAGUAUUCAGUCAGGAAUUCAGAUGCCACCACCAUUUCAAGGGAAUUUACCUCCUACCUCACAAAGUGUGCAGCCAGGCAUUCAGAUGCCACCACCAUUUCAAGGGAAUUUGCCUCCAACCUCACAAAAUGCGCGGCCAGGAAUUCAGAUGCAUGUGCAGUCAGGUAUUCAGAUGCCACCCCCAUUUCAAGGGAAUUUGCCUCCAACCUCGCAAAAUGUGCAGCCAGGAAUUCAGAUGCCACCACCAUUUCCAGGGAAUUUGCCUCCUAGCUCGCAAAAUGGUCAGCCCGGGAUUCAGAUACCACCACCAUUUCAGGUGAAUUUGCCUCCCACCUCACAAAAUGUUCAGUCUGGGAUUCAGAUGCCUCCUCCAUUUCAAGGGAAUUUGCCACCUACCUCACAAAAUGUUCAUUCAGGGAUUCAGAUGCCACCUCCAUUUCAAGGGAAUCCAUUUCAACCCCCACCUAGCUUACCUUCAUGGAACUCGUCUCCUAUGGCAUCAUCUGUAAAUGGAAGUGGCCUUGCAAUGCCUCCAAUGUACUGGCCGGGAUAUUACACCCCGCCAACUGGGUUUGCUCAUUUGCAGCAACCAACCUUUUUACGCCCCCCACAUGGUUUGGCAGUUCCUCAGGCCCUGCAGCAGUCUUAUCCUGGACUCAAUGCAUCUUUGCCAGCUGGGUUUCCAAGCAUGCCAGACUUUCCUUCUUUACUGCAACCUAGUAAUAUUCAAAGCCAAACAUUAGGUGUAUCUGCAGUCCCUGCCUCAUCAAGUGCAUCUGCAACUGAAACACAAGUGAGCCAGCUCCCAACUAUACCGUCAGCUGUUCCUGCUUCUGUAAUCUCUCUGGGUUUAACUCCCCCAUCUGUCAGUCCUUCAACUUCCAUGAUUGAACCCAGCAUCUCCGUGUCCCAAGGCAUGCCUUCUACAUUGAACAAUAAACCGGUUGUUCUACCUGACUCUAGUGUGGCUUCUCUCAGCAGUGACAAGCCUGGCAGUGUACAUGCUUCUGUUUCAACUUAUCAACCUUCCCAGGCACCAUCUGCUAACAUCGCAUCUGGUGUGAUCAGUGGUGCGGAAUCAAUUGCACUGGUCUCUCCUGGACAACUUCUGCCUACUAAUUCCUCGACUUCGUCACAGACCGUGCAAACUACUGCUGUGGCUCCACCUUCUAAACCUCCCUCUUUGGUUUCAUCCUCUCAGACUGCCUCUAUAGAUCCAUCAUCACACCCCGCUUCCUCUGCAGUUUCACGACAGAAAGUUUCUUCUGCUGCUGUUCCAUCAUCACGACAGGUGGAGCCGAGGAAUGAAAAUAAAGAAGCUAAGCAGACUGAACAGAAGGCUAAACAACAUGUGAUUGCUCCAUCUGAAAAUAAGGAGCCUCUGUUGCCAGCACCAAAGCCCAUUCUUCAGAAGCCUGCUGGAGCUUCCUCAUAUGCUCAGUACAACAAUAGAGAACGAGGCCGUGGAAGAGGUCGAGGAAGAGCAAAUGUGCAAUCACGUCCUGUAGCCAAGUUUGCGGAGGACUUUGAUUUCAUGGCUAUGAACGAGAAAUUCAACAAAGAUGAAGUAUGGGGCCAUCUUGGUAAAAGCAAUGGACAGUUUAGUGACGAUCCAAAUGAGUAUGAAGACAAUGGUCUGGAAGACGAUGUGGUGUCUCCUGGAAAGCCGGAGGUUAAGCCUCUUUAUGUCAAAGACGACUUCUUUGAUUCACUCUCAAGCAACACAAUUGAUAAUGGAGCUAGAAAUGGAAGAAUCAAAUUCUCCGAGCAGAGAAAAAUAGACACAGAGACCUUCGGCGAUUCUGCAAGGCAUCGAUCUAUGGGCAUGCGUGGUGGAGGGAGGGGUGGUCCCCGUGGGGGUGGUCCUCGUGGUCGUGGUGGCUACUAUGGAAGAGGGUAUGGGUAUACAGGGAGGGGCCGCGGCUACUUUUACCCAAACCAGCAGCCAUGAGCUCUUGGUAAAGAAAAUGGUGGAUUUGCUUUCAGCAUUUGCAGCUAGCCUGUCUGAUGAAGCACUAAAUGAUCUAGCAGUUGAUAUGAUAAUUUAAGGAUUGCCGCAUUGCGCUGACUGUGGAGGAGCACUGGUGGUUGUAAAAAUCUGUCUUGAGGGUUUUGAUGCUCAUUUUUCACUGUAUGGAUGUAUGAGCUAUAUUUCUCCAGGAUGGAGUGCGCAUUUAUGCAUUCUCAUUGCCGCACACUGGGAUUUGUUGUAUCAGCAGACUUGCUAUGGAGUUUGUGAAGUGCCUUGUACAAGUGUCAAACAUAGAAACUGGGCGCUCCUGUUUUAUCGUAUGCUACUUAUCUUGCCCCCAUCUUGUAGCUUGUGGUGCUCUUUGAAGAUUUUUAUUGUCCACUUUUUGGAUAUGUACCAGGCUUAAUAUUCUAACUGGCAUUGUAAGCUCUGACAUUUUACCGUGACACUUCACUGGAGAUGAAGAUUUGCUGGGCCUC